Molecule: messenger RNA, 1123 nt
Organism: Paralichthys olivaceus (Japanese flounder)
Lineage: Eukaryota; Metazoa; Chordata; Actinopteri; Pleuronectiformes; Paralichthyidae
Source: RefSeq, a predicted model, not a curated record
GUUGUUAUGUUACACAUGAUGUGUUACAUGUAUGUAGCUGAUCACGCGUGGUACCUCGUGUGUUGGUAUGUUACACAUGAUGUGUUACAUGUAUGUAGCUGAUCACACGUGGUACCUCAUGUGUUGGUAUGUUACACGUGAUGUGUAACAUGUUAAAACCUCUGGAACACGCUUCGGCCUCAUGUGCUCAUCUGCUUCCUUAUGUAAUCAGAAACUCGCCCUGCUCAAAGCUGAUUGGCUCUCUCAUGAGGCUGUAAUUUCAUUCAACCAAUCAAAAUCCAAAUCCCGGCCCCGUCGGCUUGAAACCAACCAAUGGGGCCGUAGUGACGUCAUGGGCGGUAUAAGCGGUUUCCUGUGACGUCGCGGGUCUUCAGUUACAGUCGCCAUCUUGUCUUCGUCGAAAACGCUCCGAGAUCAGCGACGGGCCGCGGCCGAGAAACAAACCUUCAGCCCGGCGUUGAUAGCGAGCUGCCCGGGGCGGAGGGUUGUGUGUUCGGGUUCAUGAACUGUGUCGACCCGGAGUUAUGGUGCUGACGCUGUAGCGUGUCCCGGGUCCCCGAGCUCAAAGAUGGAGGACAGCGCGGCCAGAGAAGACGCCUGCCGGGAGUACCAGUCCUCCCUGGAGGACCUGACGUUCAACAGCAAGCCGCACAUCAACAUGCUGACCAUCCUGGCCGAGGAGAACCUGACCUUCGCCAAGGAUAUCGUCGCAAUAAUUGAAGCUCAAAUCAGCAAGGCCCCCGCUGCUGAGAAGCUUCCAGUUUUGUACUUAGUGGAUUCCAUAGUGAAGAAUGUUGGAGGAGAGUACCUUGCUGUGUUUGCUAAAAACCUAAUCACUUCAUUUAUAUGUGUCUUUGAAAAGGUGGAUGAAAACACCAGAAAGAGCCUGUUUAAGCUGCGCUCUACAUGGGACGAGGUGUUCCCCCUGAAGAAGCUGUACGCACUGGACGUGCGCGUCAACUCAGUGGACCCGGCGUGGCCUAUCAAGCCUUUGCCGCCCACCGUUAACGCCAGCAUUCAUGUCAACCCCAAGUUUUUAAAGCAGAUAUGUAAAAACAGUGACACAGAAAGCAGGAAGUUCAGGGACGUUUGUCAUUGGACAAAGUAAAAAAAAUCUUUUACG